AUGACCGCUGAUAUUGUAUGGAGAAAGAUAUCAAUCUCUCCUAAAGAGCUCUCGUUGGCAAGAGUUCUCAGAUGUGGCCAGACAUUCAGGUGGAAAAAUAUUAACAACACAUGGGCUUUCACAAUUAGUGAUAGAAUUAUUCUUCUCAAGCAAGAUGAAACACAUAUACAUUACUCUUGGCUCAUGGCCAAGAACCAAGAAAGAAAACCAGUGGAUUUGGAAAGAGAAACACUUUCAUUCAUAAACGAUUAUUUCAACCUUUCAACAAAUCUCACCAAGCUCUACGAACAUUGGACUGAACAAGAUUCUAAAUAUAAGCGAGCAAAUAAGAUAUCACCAUUUGACGCGUUUACGGGUAUUCGCAUCCUUAGGCAGGAUCCUUGGGAAACAACUAUUUCAUUUAUAUGCUCGUCGAAUAAUAAUGUGAAACGGAUUUCGAAAAUGUGUGAUAGUUUAUGUUCAGAAUUUGGAGAUUUUAUCAACACAUACGAUGGAGUUGCAUACUAUACGUUCCCCAGUGCACAAAGACUUUCUUCUUCUCCUUCUGUUGAGACAAAGCUACGUGAUAUGGGUUUUGGUUACCGUGCAAAGUAUAUAUAUCGAACAGCACUCAUGCUUAGUGAUUCAACUUCCAAUGCUACUUUAAAUGAAUUGAACACGCUACGUACCAAAUCAUAUGAAGAAUCGCAUAACUUUUUAUUACAAUUGACUGGGGUUGGUCCCAAGGUCGCUGAUUGCAUCUGCUUAAUGGCUUUGGAUAAACAUGACGUGGUGCCAGUGGAUACACAUGUGUAUCAGAUUGCUGUUCGUGAUUACAAGUUCAAAGGGAAAAGAGACUUAAAGACUAUGAAUAAGCAAUCUUAUGAUCAAAUAAGAUUAUUUUUCAAAGAAAUAUUUGGGCCAUACGCAGGGUGGGCCCAAUCUGUGCUUUUCACUUCUGACCUUGUUGAUUUGAAUAACGGGAUAAAUCAAACUACCACUGGAAAUGAAAAAUCUAUCUUAAAAGCAGAAAUAAAAGAGGAAAUUACUGUUGGAGGGCUGAAACGGGUUAUUAAAGAAGAAGUUGAUGUAAAAAUAAAAAGAAGGAAGUAA
[Candida] anglica is the source of this 1092-nucleotide messenger RNA. Lineage: Eukaryota; Fungi; Ascomycota; Pichiomycetes; Serinales; Debaryomycetaceae. The record is from the annotation of a GenBank genome assembly.